This is a messenger RNA of Pieris rapae (cabbage white), 1210 nucleotides long. Its product is annotated as phospholipase A1 VesT1.02-like. The transcript is spliced from 4 exons. The coding region runs from base 83 to 1171 and encodes 362 amino acids. Gene Ontology annotation, molecular function: lipase activity. NCBI's taxonomy places the organism in Eukaryota, Metazoa, Arthropoda, Insecta, Lepidoptera, Pieridae. The record is from RefSeq and is a predicted model, not a curated record.
AGUAACUGGCAGUGCUGCGAAACGGCUGUAUUUCGUCAUAGUUAAUAACAAAUAGUGAUUCGAAAUAAAUAUUGUUUUUAAAAUGAAAGAAUUUCUGACAAUUAUUACGCUAACGCUGAUGGGUACUGCGAAGUGUCUCAUAGAUAGAAUACCUAACCCUGAUAAUGGCGUCUCGGCCGGUUUCCUACCCUACUGCCCGGGUGUUGAAAAAAACUCAACGUUCACAAGAGAGACCUUAAAUCGCCUUAAAGUAAGGAUAUAUUCGCUUUCGGAACAUGGCUUUGAAAUACAGACAGACCAUCCCAUCGAGUCUUUCUUUACGGAUAUUCUUAGAGACAAGUCAUUUGAUUUGAAAAAGAAGACAGUGUUCUACGCAGAGGCAUACUACGAUAGCACAUUCGAUCCCUUAAACAAGAAAAUCGCCAGCCUCUACUCUAACAUGGGAUACAAUGUCCUAAUCAGUGAAACACUCACAGUUCUCUCGCGACAUUAUCCAAAAUCAGUCCGCUUGUCUCGCGCAGUCGGUCUCAAAAUUGGUGAACUUCUUGUGAAAUUAGUCGAUAACGGGUUAGAUAUAGCAAAUUUAGAACUGGUCGGAAUGAGUAUCGGCGCUCAUAUAAUAAGUUUUGCCGCCAAACACCUAUUCGCUGUAACGGGUAAGAAACCGUAUAAAUUGACCGGUUUAGAUCCCGCCGGACCGUGUUUUCGGAACCAGGUGCCGGACGAAAUCUUCUCGAGUCAAGACGCAGAAAGAGUCUCUGUCAUACAUACAAAUAUCGACAUGUUCGGCAUGGCAAGGGCUUUUGGACAAGUAGACUUUUAUGUCAACGGUGGUGAAUAUCAACCAGGUCCGGCAGUGGAUCCGGCAUGCUUGGCUCUGUGUAGCCAUAUAAAAGCGGUCGAAUAUUAUAUACAAAUGCUAAAAUAUCCACAAUCCUUCAUCGGAGUGAAGUGUGAUUCUGUACAAGAUGCCCGAUACGCCAGGUGUUACGGCAACAAGGAAACGAAUUUAGCAGGGCCUCUGACGGAUUUCAGUAAACCGGGUAUCUAUUACUUGCCUACUAAGUUGGAAUAUCCGUAUUACGCCGGAGAAGAGGGCCUCAAACCCGAAAACGAACCGUUCUUAAAAUAUAUGCUAGACGUGAAUGCUGAAGAUGUUUAUGUAGCGUAAUUCGAAUUUGAUUAAGUUAUUUCUAAAAUAUACAAGUAU